Messenger RNA from Homarus americanus (American lobster), 1626 nucleotides. RefSeq names its product ribose-5-phosphate isomerase-like (gene Rpi). Gene Ontology annotation, biological process: D-ribose metabolic process; pentose-phosphate shunt, non-oxidative branch. Lineage: Eukaryota; Metazoa; Arthropoda; Malacostraca; Decapoda; Nephropidae. The coding region runs from base 20 to 826 and encodes 268 amino acids. The transcript has 7 exons. Gene Ontology annotation, cellular component: intracellular membrane-bounded organelle. The record is from RefSeq and is a predicted model, not a curated record. Gene Ontology annotation, molecular function: ribose-5-phosphate isomerase activity.
UAUGUGAAGGUGCUGGACCAUGGUCUUGCCUCAGCUCUCACCAAAUCUGAAAGGAAAAUUAACACAAACUUUCUCCUUGUUCAACCUUGUGAAGAGCUGUACACAAGCUGGUCACACAGCCAUGGACUCAGUGGAGAGUGCUAAGAAGGCAGCUGCUUAUAGAGCCGUUGACAAUCACAUUAAGGAUGCUUACAGAGUUGGGAUUGGAAGUGGAUCCACUGUUGUUUAUGCAGUUGAAAGACUUGCUCAACGCGUGCAUAAGGAAGGGUUGAAAGUGCUCUGUGUUCCUACGUCUUUCCAAGCUCGCCAGUUGAUUAUUAACCACGAUUUGGAACUCUCGGAUCUUGAAAUAACUCCUCAGUUGGAUGUAGCCAUUGACGGUGCUGAUGAAGCAGAUGGUAAGCUAACCCUAAUCAAGGGUGGUGGAGGCUGCCAACUGCAGGAAAAGAUUGUUGCCGCUGCAGCCAAACUUUUUGUUGUGGUUGCCGAUUACAGGAAGGACUCUUCAGUUCUUGGUGAACAGUGGACCAAAGGCAUUCCAAUUGAGGUUAUCCCCAUGGCAUAUCGUACAGUUCAGCUGAAAAUUGAGAUGGAACUUGGCGGGAAAGCUGUGCUAAGGCAGGCUAAAGCCAAAGCGGGUCCAGUUGUGACAGAUAACGGGAACUUUAUAGUAGACUGGAUGUUUGAGAGGGCAUAUGACUGGCAGAAAGUUAAUCAACAAAUUAAGAUGAUUCCUGGUGUGGUGGAGACUGGGUUGUUCGUUGGUAUGGCCAAAAUUGCAUACUUUGGGAUGGAAGAUGGAUCAGUGAAGGAACGAGAGGUGUAAUACAGUAAUAGGCUGGAGGGUUGUAUGUACAUCUAACUUGUAAUAGUAAAUAAUAGUUAAUCCAGUGUAAACGGUGACUUUCUAAUGAUUUUUUAUUUUAGUGUAAUCUCACUUCAGUUCCAGUGGAGGUCAAGACUCAGUAGGUUUUGUAUGAUAAUUUAAAAUUCUAUGCACAAUUGGGGAGGACUCUGAAGAAGGGGAAAAUUAUGAGGUAAAAACAUUAGAAAAAAAUCAAACCUUUAGCAACCUGACCUAACCUUUCCUAAUAUAAAACAAGGCUGGUCAUGUGGAUAAACAUACCUGGUUGUGUACAAUAAGGUAAACUUACGUCAAUUAAGGACUUAUUAUUAUGAUGUUAGGAAAGGUGAGGUUAUGUUGGCAAAGGUUUGAUUUUUUUUCAAAUAUUUUCACCCCACAGUUUUCCUCAUCUUCAGAGCCCUGACCACUUGUGCAAAACAUUGUUAUUGCUUGUGGUAGUGGCUCUCAUAUAUAUAUAUAUAUAUAUAUAUAUAUAUAUAUAUAUAUAUAUAUAUAUAUAUAUAUAUAUAUAUAUAUAUAUAUAUAUAUAUAUAUAUAUAUAUAUAUAUAUAUAUAUAUAUAUAUAUACGAACAUACUUGUCUAAUAAUGUCCAAUUGAGUAUUAGAACUACAUAUUGCAAGUACAGUUGUUAUUUAUACAUUAAAAUAUUGAUUAACUGUAUUGUGCUGUAUUUCUAUUUUGGAUGUAAUUACUUCAUAUCCUUUAAUUUUAAUUUUUUUAUAAUAGAUUGAGUAUCUACAAGAGUAAAGUUGUCCCAAGU